Anopheles cruzii is the source of this 628-nucleotide messenger RNA. RefSeq names its product 40S ribosomal protein S19a (gene RpS19a). Gene Ontology annotation, molecular function: RNA binding; structural constituent of ribosome. Gene Ontology annotation, cellular component: ribosome; cytosolic small ribosomal subunit. The transcript is spliced from 3 exons. Lineage: Eukaryota; Metazoa; Arthropoda; Insecta; Diptera; Culicidae. The record is from RefSeq and is a predicted model, not a curated record. Gene Ontology annotation, biological process: translation; ribosomal small subunit assembly. The coding region runs from base 47 to 514 and encodes 155 amino acids.
CUUCGCUUCUUUCGAUCCCUUUUCCGGUUACGCUUGCUAGUGAAAGAUGCCUGGAAUCACCGUCAAGGACGUCGAUCAAGACAAAGUGGUUGAGGGUGUCGCCCUUUUCCUCAAGAAAUCCGGAAAGCUGAAGGUACCGGAGUACAUUGAUCUGAUCAAGACCGCCAAGUACAAGGAGCUGGCACCCACGGAUCCGGACUGGUUCUACGUGCGGUGUGCCUCGAUCCUGCGGCGGCUGUACCACCAGAGCCCGUCGGGCGUCGGUUCGAUCUGCCGCAUCUACGGUGGCCGUCAGCGUAACGGAGUUCGCCCGUCUCACUUCUGCCGUGCCGAUGGUAGUGCCACCCGCAAGGCCGUUCAGGCCUUGGAAGGUAUCAAGCUGAUCGAGAAGCACACCGAUGGUGGCCGCAAGCUGACCAGCCAAGGCCAGCGGGAUCUGGAUCGUAUUGCGGCUCAGAUCGCGAGCAAGAACCGUGCGGCCCAGAAGAAGGAAGCGUCGGUGAUUGCUCUGUAAUGAGUGCGUUCCGUGAAGGUCCACAGGCGCCGCGUGAGUUUUGUGGAUCGAAAAAUAAGUUUAUUAUUACGGAAUACAGCGACUAAACAUCCGGCGAUGCUGUGUAUGGUGUAA